Molecule: messenger RNA, 824 nt
Organism: Trichoplusia ni (cabbage looper)
Lineage: Eukaryota; Metazoa; Arthropoda; Insecta; Lepidoptera; Noctuidae
Exons: 2
Coding region: 166-609 (147 amino acids)
Source: RefSeq, a predicted model, not a curated record
GUCAAAUUAACCAAACCAAAACCAAUGAAAGCAGAAAGACUGAAAGUGGUGACAUUUACGUUGAAGUGGAAUAAUAUAAAACAAAAGAAAUAUCUUUGUUGGCUUUAAGUAAACACUUGAACUAUCGUUUACACUUAAAAUAGCACGUAGAAUAAUUCAAUAAAAAUGAAUAGUUUGCUACGUAGAAGUAUUUUUCCAAUUUAUAACAAUUCAUUAAAAUUAACAUGCCGAUCAUUUGCCGAAGUUCCUGUUAAAGAAAAAAUUGACGAAAUAGUUAAAAAAAAUAAAGUAGUAGUAUUCAUGAAGGGUGUACCAGAAGCGCCACGAUGUGGAUUCAGCAAUGCCGUCGUACAGAUAAUGAGGAUGCACGCAGUACCUUAUGAUAGUCACGAUGUCCUAUCUGACGAAAAUCUCAGACAAGGUAUUAAAGACUAUUCAAACUGGCCAACAAUUCCACAAGUUUUCAUAAAUGGAGAAUUUGUUGGAGGUUGUGACAUCAUGCUACAAAUGCACCAGUCCGGUGAACUUAUUGAAGAACUCAAAAAGGUUGGUAUAAAGAGUGCGCUACUAACUGCUGAAGAGUCUAAGAAGAAAGAAGAAAAUAAGUAAAACCUUUAGGCUGAUUAUAGUCAUGUGUAGGUUGUAAUAAUUUAUAUGUAUUAUAUGCCAUGUGGAUAUGUAGUGGAAUUUGUUGAACCUAUGGUUGAUUUGACACUGUUUUAUUAUAUAUUCUUAUAUAAUAGUAUGUGGGUGUUUCUUAUUUAUCUAUUACUAGCAAGCUGAUCUGUAUUUUGUUGAUUUUUUCAAAUAUAUUAAUUAAUAGU